GCUAACAGUUGACCGGAAGCGCGCCAGCGCUAGUUUGAAUGUUCUGCCGUUUUGUUUUCAGGGUGAGAUGGAACGGGUAGCAAGAGUGAGUGGGAGGGUGAAGGCUCGGUUGAGAGCGGCUAGUGACGACCUGGAGUCCUUGCAGCAGGCGGUUGAGUACUUUACUUCAGUGAAGGAACGAACUGCAUCAAAUGGAAAUCUUCAUCUGGAGGCAAUUGAAGACAUUGCUUUUGAGAAGGGGUUGUUACCAGAUGUAAUUGAGCUGCUUCUGGAUGUGGCUAUGAGUGCCAGACUAGUUGACAGAUUUAAUACGCGCCUCUUAAAGUGCCUUAUUCCUGCCUCCUCGGUCCCAGUAAGUGCAGUGACAAACGCUAUCUCUUGGAUGUGUACAAGGAAACCUACCAUCAAUGUCCAGGUGCUGUUUAUCAGAUGGUUGUUAACCGUGUUUGAUCUUUUGGACUCAAAGAAGCAAUUACAUUCAUUGUAUGGCAUCAUUUUCUUCUACCUUCAGAAUGACAAGCUGUGUCCCUAUAUAUGUCACCUAUUGUACCUGCUAACUAAAAAGGAAAAUGUUAAACGAUUCAGAGUCAAGAAGCUAAUAGACCUGCAAUCCAAAAUGGGAAUGCAGCCACAUUUGGUGGCUCUUCUCUUGCUGUAUAAGAUCCAUGCACCUGAAUAUGUUUCUUUGGCACUUCCUGGAAAACCCAAGAGCUUCCAAGUGUCUGGCUCAUUCUGGAAGAAAGCAAUUGAAAGGGUUCAGAACAAUGGUUAUAGGCAAUUAGCUGGAACCCCAGAUUUGGUAAAUUUAAUGGGGCCUCCGACACGGAAAAGGAAAAGGAAGAUGCAUCAUGAAUUGAUUCCAGUUGUCAGCACUGCUCCACACUUAGAACUGUCUUGUUCCCUGAUGCAGAGCAAAAUGUUUCCUUUGGAACAGCUAGCUACAUUCUCUCAACUAUUACAGAACUUUGAUCGGAUAGAGUUCCCUGCGCAGAUGGGCUCAGUGCUGAGAUCUCCUCUGUUGCUUCAUUACAUUAAUUGGGUUAAGGAUGACUCUGCACUUCUGCGGCUGGAUUUCUGGCUGGCUCAAACUUUUCAGGAAGAGUUUACAGACUGUAGUGGUGACUCAAUGCAGAAAGAAAAAGAAUUCAUUGAAUUUCUAAGCAUCAUCAUUAGAACUCAAGAAUUUCUACAGGAAGGUUUUUCAUGCUGUGAGGAUUUUGUGUUCAAGAGCUUAUCCCUUUGUGAUAGUUUGUGGUGUAGCACUCAGACCCUUGCCUUACUCACCAGGAUUUCUCCAAGCUCUGAUGUGAUUUCUCUUUAUUUUGAUCCAUUAAUGAAGCUGUUCUUCACUUCUUCAAUUUAUUUCAAGUGCAGUGUCAUUGAGAGUUUCACCAGCCUGCUGGCAAAGUGGCUUACCUGGCAUUCUGUGUGUGUGGCCGAGAUGGACAGAGAUAUUCCUAAUGUUUUACAGAGUCCACAGAAUGUUUCCCUUUCUGGAUUAGUGAAUUCUGUUUCUGAACUUGUGGAGUUUACUGCAAGAAUUUCCAUGGUAGCACUACAGAUGGAGGCUUACAACAGUCUACUAUUGCACUUCAUACUCAAUUUCUAUGAGACGGUAUCUGAUAUGUACUUGAAAUACAGUCUACCUCUGGUGAUUUUGCCACCUGCUGGUAUCUUCUACCCAGCAUUAUUGAGUUUGGAAUCAGUAAACCUGAAUCAGCUGUGCUACAUCAUGUAUAGGUACCGUACAAAUCUAACAGCUUUGAAGUCUUUGGAUUCAAGUAAAAAUGUGCAUAUAGGUUUGAAGGUGAACAGGAAAACAUUUCAGCAAUACAAUACACUUAUGAAAGCAGCAGUCAGCUGCUUGUGGACAUCAAGAAGCUUUGAGCAAGAUAUUCACCCAAUGGGUAUUGGAAUUGAACACAAUCUGCUAGUACAAACAAGAGUUCCAGAUUCUCUGAGCAGCUUUACAAUUGUUAAUCAUCCAGCACUCAUGGGACAUGCCAUAAAUUUUAUCCAGAAGGGGUGGCCUGAUGGAAAGAAGCAAUUGCAUGUAAUACAGGGAAAAGUGUGGAACUGGUACGUGGAAUAUUUGUACGACCAAGGGCUUGAUGGACUUAAACACUUCCUUGAAUCCUGCAUCCACACUGUGUCCAGUUCAGAACAUUAAAUUACAAACUAUUGCACUACUAAACUGUACCAUUCACGAAUUUGAGAGAUUUCACAGCAUCUGUUUGCUUUUCCCUAAAUACACAAGAAGCCCAGCUGCUUCCUGAAUAAUUUUAUGUAUAAAUAAACGCAAGAGUCUUAAAUAAAGAGGAACUGGUCCAUAUGUUAAUCCAAAUACAUUGGCCCAACAGGUUUGUUGUGUUGUUUGGGAACCCACCGAACACGAGAUGUCUAAGAGCUAAAGUGCAGUGUGGCAUUAAACUAUAUUAUAAUGAUUCAGAACAACUGAGGAGGAUGCACACAAAGAUACCAGACAAUGUGGAAUGUUUCAUAGUGUAAAUAUUAUUUUAUUGAAAUAUGUGUCAGUACAUAAAAAAGUGAAGACAAAGUAUAGUGUGAUUGAGAGUGGUAUUGGACAACAUAAUCAUCGUAAAAAGGCCUUAACAUUUUGCAAGAUUAUGUUCAUAAAUAAUUGAACCAUUAACUUGCCAAUAAAAUGUUGGCUUUGCAUUAAGUAUUCUGCUUCAUGUGUUAGCAGUGUCUUAUUUUCCUCAAGCUCAGUGGACCAUAGCAAGAGGUUUCUGAAAUCACUUCUUACUCUAUAAAAAUUGUUGGAAUGCACAACUGUACAGCAAACCUUCACUGGGCAUCUACAAUGUAGGCUUGCUGAGCAUGUUGCUCUUUAAAGUAUAGGUUGGAGGAGGUGAAUAAAAUGUUGAUUAUUUGACCAAAUUAUUGUUACAGUGCUUACAAUUUGUUGUUGCCAACAACUGAUCUUGAAAGUCUUUUUUAAAGUCAGAAUUGUGAAAUGUUAUUUACCAAUGCCUCAGGUGUUUAAAGUACUUUAAAGUUUAAAGAGCAAAUAAAAUAAUUGUAUUUUUAUAGUGGUGCGUAACAUUUCCAUUAUAGAUAGCAUUUUUCUUCCCAAAGUUUACAUAUGAGAUAAAUUUCUUUCUAACAAUUAUUGAAAGUAGUCUUUGAAAUGGAACCUGAGAGCCAAUUAAAAUGUGUUUAUGCCCAUCUUGACCUUAUAGUAUAAGGAGUCUUGUUUUAUUACUUAAAGAAAACCUAACAUUUUAUUUUUCCUUAAUUCCAAAUACUGGUAAAUGUAGCAUGUAAACACAACUGUUUAAAGACUUUUGAACAGAGAGAAUUUUUGUAGGAUUCUCUUGUUCAUUGUAACCAGUGGAAGAUCUGUGUGACAUGCCAUUUUUCCAGGGGUUACAACAGCUUUACGUUUUAAGCAGUGCCUUUGAAACUGAUGCCUAUGGUGAUGUUUUGUGCUAUUUGCCUGAUUAUAAGCAGCUAUUCGUGAUAAGUGAGGAUGAUAUCAGUGAUGGGGACUGUUUGUUAUUGAUGAUGGAAAGAAGCUGGUGUUAGUGGAAGAAAUCAAGUGGAUUGUUCCCUCAUGGGUCACCUGAACUUGCAAUCGAAAGUAUUUUAAAAGUAAUUGGGCUUGUUGGUAACCUCUGCUAUGACUGCCCGCAGAGUGAAUACCAAAAACUUUGCAGGUUGAAGCGGAUAUCAACCUGGUUGAUUUGAUUAACCCUGCAUAUUAUAUGCCAAAUAUACUUAGAACUUAAAUUAUAAUUACAUAGCAAUAUUGCAUAUAAUAUUGAAUUGUCUUGGAUUGUCUAUUUUAUUUUCCCUAUAUGUACAAACUGUCAAAUAUCUAAGUUUUAAAAAGUAUGCUUUAGUUUCUUUCUAAUUCACUUUUUUGUAUAACUUCAUUUGCUAGCAAAUGUCACUUGUGAGGGAUUUUGUCUCAGUUGGAUCAAAUACAUCAUUAGAAAUUUCAGCUAUUCUCCAUGGCAUCCAUUCAAAGGACUUAUAAAACAAAUGAAAAAUAUUUGUGCUGUGGUAAAUCUAUUUUUGUGAUGAGAAAAACCCCGAAAUUCCCCAUUGUUUUCUUAGCAAAAUCAGGACCAGAAAUAGUAUGUAUCACAUCUGUAACGUAAGCAUAUCUGUGGUACAUGCAGUAUUGUGGUCACUGAAUUGAUGCAUAUAUAACCUGGAUCUAUGUAAUUUAACAUUUUUAAAAAUGGAGUAUUCAUAAAUACUGCUAUGGAGUCAAUAUUUUAUACAAAAAUAAAAGUAAAACACAUGAAAA
Molecule: messenger RNA, 4279 nt
Organism: Carcharodon carcharias (great white shark)
Lineage: Eukaryota; Metazoa; Chordata; Chondrichthyes; Lamniformes; Lamnidae
Gene: cenpi
Product: centromere protein I
Exons: 20
Coding region: 68-2170 (700 amino acids)
Cellular component (GO): kinetochore
Source: RefSeq, a predicted model, not a curated record